AUGGAGAAUGAAGAGGGUUACACAGAACUUCAUUUCAAAGCAAGGAAGAAAAGUGUCAAAGCAGAACUUCCCUCUAAUUCUUCAGGCUUGCGGUAUCUUGCUGCUCUCUCAGGAUUUCUGAAUGUUGUAUUUCUGGGAGCUGUGAUCACAUUAACUCAGAAAUGUGACUUGCUAUCAAGUGACAGGUGGAAUACCAGAGAAAAUGUUUCUGAAAGCGACAAUAUCGUUGAGGAAGAUCUUUCUGAAAACAGCUUACUGACUACUUUAAAGGAAAGCUUAUGCGUGCAUACAAAUGACUCCAGAUGUGAACUCUGUCCCAUUGGCUGGAAGCUGCUUUAUGGGAGAUGUUAUUUCUACUCAGAAAUGCGUGACACCUGGGAGAAUAGUAGGAAGUAUUGCUCAGGAAAAAGAUCUGAGCUCCUGAUUAUAGAGGAUGAGACUGAAAUGGAUUUCUUGAACAAACUGAAGGAUAAAGAUACUGGCUUUGUUUGGACUGGAUUAAGCUUCAAUGAGAAGGAAGGAAGAUGGGUGUGGCUCAAUGAUCCCAAACAUCCAGGGCACAGUUUUACAAUAAAAGGGAGGAAGAAAGAAGAAAAAUGUGCUGCCUAUAAGUUGACAGAAAUGCAUGCUGAUAACUGCCACUCCCUGUACAAGUGGAUUUGCAAGAAGAGUGCAGUCCUUCUGGCUAUAUAA
This is a messenger RNA of Mesitornis unicolor (brown roatelo), 693 nucleotides long. Its product is annotated as killer cell lectin-like receptor subfamily F member 1. The record is from RefSeq and is a predicted model, not a curated record. The transcript is spliced from 6 exons. Lineage: Eukaryota; Metazoa; Chordata; Aves; Mesitornithiformes; Mesitornithidae. Bases 1 to 693 code for a protein of 230 amino acids.